This is a messenger RNA of Silurus meridionalis, 910 nucleotides long. RefSeq names its product EF-hand calcium binding domain 2 (gene drc8). The transcript has 7 exons. The coding region runs from base 262 to 813 and encodes 183 amino acids. Gene Ontology annotation, molecular function: calcium ion binding. NCBI's taxonomy places the organism in Eukaryota, Metazoa, Chordata, Actinopteri, Siluriformes, Siluridae. The record is from RefSeq and is a predicted model, not a curated record.
CAGGUGUGGGUUUUGUAGUUCAAGUGAAGGAAACUCAUGCUCCCUCCUGCAUGCAUGAACAGUUUGAAGAAGAAGAAGAAGAGUGUAUGGGGGAAAUCCAGGUGUCCCAAUACUUUUGGCCAGACCCUGUAUAUGUCUCUAAGUGUGUAUCAAACUGCACAUUAUUUUCUCAUUUCAACUGAUAAGUAUUUAAAAUGGUGAUGGAGCUCCUUUCUCCACUGAGCAGCUAAACGCCGUCAGAGCAAACUCUCGCGAUAUUUCAUGUGCGUGUGUGUGUGUGUAUGUGUAUGUUUUUGUAUCCUAGCAACCGGAGCGUCAAUCAUGGCGGCUGACAGAGACUCUGCAGGAGCUGUAGUAAGCCCACUGCACAGGAGAAUCAGUUCUGCAUUUGAUGUGUUUGAUCACGAGUCCAAUCACACUGUUGAUGUCAGAGAGAUCGGCACUAUAAUCCGUUCCCUCGGCUGUUUCCCCACAGAGGCAGAGCUGCAUGAUGUCAUUGCUGAGAUAGAGGAAGAGGAAGCGAGUGGAUUUAUACGCUUCGAGAAAUUUCUCCCUGUCAUGACUAAAAUAUUAAUGGACAACAAGUUUCGUCCGAUUCCUGAAGAUUUACUCCUGCAGGCGUUUGAGGUGUUGGACCAGCAGAAGAAAGGAUAUCUAGAACCAGAGGAACUCACCCAGUAUCUUACACAGGAAGGAGAGCCAUUUUCUCAGGAGGAAAUGGAUGAAAUGCUCUCUGCUGCAGUAGAUCCUGAUAAACAGCUGGUCUUUUACAGAGAGUUUGUAGGCAUGAUGACACUUGAAGACCCGCGGUAACCAUGGUAACCCUGAAGAUGCCACUUUUCAACAUGUCACCUGAUGAUGCAUUUAUAACACAGUUACUAAAGAAAGUAAAUAACCUGUGUUUAUUUUA